Messenger RNA from Aedes albopictus (Asian tiger mosquito), 4797 nucleotides. Its product is annotated as protein aubergine. The transcript is spliced from 5 exons. Gene Ontology annotation, molecular function: protein binding; piRNA binding; RNA endonuclease activity. The record is from RefSeq and is a predicted model, not a curated record. NCBI's taxonomy places the organism in Eukaryota, Metazoa, Arthropoda, Insecta, Diptera, Culicidae. Gene Ontology annotation, cellular component: P granule. Gene Ontology annotation, biological process: regulatory ncRNA-mediated gene silencing. The coding region runs from base 161 to 2983 and encodes 940 amino acids.
AGGAACGUGCCUUCUCGUAUAGCAUCCCAUUCAGUAGGGAUCGGGACGGCACCGGAUCGAGACUUCAUUCAAACAGAGCGACAGAGUUUUUUAUGUUACUGUGCGAGCGAGUCUACUGGGAAGAGCACAUCAACCAUAGAGAGAACGAUCGUAUCAAAUAAUGGCGGAUAGACAACAGGGAAAUCGCGGAGGACGCGGUGGUGGUCGAGGCCGCGGAGGCGGUGGCCGAGGUGGUGGAGGAGGUUUUAAUCAGCGAGGUGGAGGAGGUGGUGGCGGCGGUGGUUACAACCAAGGUCGCGGAGGCUCAUCAUCCGGUCAAGGCUGGCCGUCCUUGGGGCAACAACAGCCCCAACAACAGUCCCAAGGUUGGAGACAGCAACCGAGAGAACCCCAGCAGCAAAGCCAGGGUUGGGGACAGCAAAGACCGACAGAUCAGCCAGCGCCUGUCCAUCAAUAUCAACCGCAACAGCAACCGCAACCACAGCAACAACCCCAACAACAACAACCUCAACAACAGCCACGGCAGCAAGAUGAAUCCGCAGGGGCUGUACAACGUACAGGAGCAGUCCAGCGUCCUCAGCGCGGUGCUACUGGAAGUGGUGAACCACUUGGUCGUGGAGGCGUACGCAAUCAGCGUGUACUGCAGGACAUUGUCCGAUCGCGGCCACUGGACAGCACCGUUUCGAAACAAGGCAAGACCGGAACGCCCAUCAUGCUGAAAACGAAUUACUUCCGAGUUCAACGGAGGGACGAUGAAGCCAUUUUCCAGUAUCGCGUUGAUUUUAAUCCUUCGGUCGAAAGUAACAAACUUAUGCAUUCAAUCAUGCACAAUCUGAAGGGUACCAUUGGUGGGUACAUUUUUGAAGGUACUCAGCUGUUCACCAGACAUAAGUUGCGAUCAGAUGAAGUUGAAAUAACGACCAAAGAGUCUACAACUGGAAAGGAUUACAUUGUAAAGCUGCGGAAGGUCGGCGUAAUCGAUGGAACGAACGAGAUGGCGUUCGUAAUUUUCAAUCUGAUCAACAGGAAAGCCAUGGGUGGUCUGAAGUUGCAGUUGAUCGGGCGCAACUAUUUUGACCCUGUGGCCAAGGUCGCAAUCAGCCAAUACGGUAUUGAGUUGUACCCGGGAUACGUAACGAGCAUUCGCCAACACGAACAGGAUGUAUUGAUGUGCGCUGAGAUAACUCAUCGUGUCAUGCGUACGGACACGUGCUACACGAUGUUUAAGCAGUGUGCCAACCAGGGCGGAAACUGGAGGGACAACUACAAGCGCAUGAUCCUGGGAACGGUCGUAAUGGCCACCUACGGCAAGAACAAUACCUACACGAUCGCCGAUGUUGAGUUCAACACAAGUCCCGAGAGUGCAUUCGACGCAAAUGGUGUGAAGAUUACGUUCUUGCAGUAUUUUAAGGAUCGGUACAAUAUCACCAUCCGUGAUCCUCGCCAGCCUAUGCUGGUGUCUCGCGCCAAGCAGAGAGACAUCCGUGCCGGAAAGACGGAACUUAUUUAUCUUGUUCCGGAGCUUGUUCGCGCUACUGGCCUAACCGACGAAAUGCGAAAGAACUUCAACUUGAUGCGCACGCUGGCUGAUUAUACGCGGUUGACGCCGGAUAAGCGUAUCCAGCGCUUGGAGAAUUUCAAUCAACGUUUGCAGCAGUCAAAGGAAAGCUCGGAGAUCUUCCAAUUCUGGAAAACCGAGCUGGAUCGACGUCUGGUAGAGGUUCCAGCCAGAGUUCUUAAACCGGAAGAGAUCUUCUUCCACCCGCAGCAGGAAAAUUACAAAGUGACAGCCGGCGACAUGGCGGAUUGGCAGAUGGCAUUCCGGAACAAUCCAAUGUACCUCUCCGUUCCACUGGUCAACUGGUACGUUAUCGUACCGGCCGGAUCGGAGAAGCUCAUGGUUGAUUUCAUGCAAUGUCUGAAGCAGGCAUCCAGGGGUAUGCGCUUCCAAGUGGAGGACCCCAACCGUGUAACCAUCCAGAACGACUCCCCGGCGGUGUACGUGGAGAGUCUGAACCAAGUCGUCCAACGUGAUCCUCAGUUGAUCAUGUGCUUGGUGAGCAACGAUAAGGCUGAUCGCUACGCUGCCAUCAAGAAGAAGAGCUGCGUGGAUAGAGCGGUGCCGACGCAAGUCAUCAAGGCCAGAACCAUAACGCCCAAGGGUGGAAAUGUGCGAACAUUGAUGUCGGUGGCCACGAAGGUUGCCAUCCAGCUGAACUGCAAACUGGGCGGAAUACCCUGGGUACUGAGGAACCCUCUGUCGUCAGUGAUGGUAAUCGGGUUCGACGUGUGCCACGAUACACGCGACAAGUCCAAGUCGUUCGGAGCGAUGGUUGCGUCAAUGUAUGGCGGCGGUUGCAAACAUCCGAAGUACUUUUCGACCGUUAAUCACCAUUCGAGUGGAGAGGAACUCUCGAAUUUCAUGGCCCAGAACGUAAUCAAAGCUUUGCAUUCAUAUCGGAGUGAUUUCGGCAAUACAUUUCCCCAGCGCAUCAUCGUCUACCGGGAUGGCGUUGGCGAAGGUCAACUACAGUACGUGUACCAGCACGAAGUCUCAGCCAUGAAGGAGAAAUUGAAUGUUGCCUUCAAGGACCAGCCGAACUCGUCUCGGUUGACGUUCUGCGUGGUAAGCAAGCGAAUCAAUACGCGCCUGUUCCAAGGUGGACAGAACCCGCUGCCUGGAACAAUCGUUGACGAUAUCAUCACGCUGCCCGAGAGAAACGACUUCUUCCUGGUUUCCCAAAGCGUGCGCCAGGGAACCGUCUCGCCGACCAGCUACAACAUUCUACGGGACGAGUCCGGUUUGAACGCGGAUCAGCUUCAGCUGUACACCUACAAGCAGACCCAUCUCUACUACAACUGGUCUGGCACCGUGGGAGUUCCGGCCGUCUGCCAGUAUGCCCACAAGUUGGCCUUCCUGGCCGGACAACACCUGCACCAGUCGCCGACCACUUUGCUCGAGAAGAAGUUAUACUAUUUGUAAAAGAUGUGGAGAUUUUUUUUUUUUGAUAAGAGACAAAUACAAACAAAAUCGUAUUGUAAGAGACUAAAGUGCUGAAUGGAAUUGACGGAUUCCUUCCGCGUUUGGUAUUUGAGAAUUUAUCUUUUCUUAUUAAGUGUACACAUUCGAGAAAUUCGGUUGCUGUUUCAUUAGAGAACCAGUUAAGGACGACUUUAUGAGAUCUCCGUAGACGCUUUUAACUCAUAAUAAAAACAAUGCUGCUUCUUCAAAGUCGGGUCUGCAUAAAACUUCCUCUGGAUAAACAUUUCGACGAAUUUAACCUUAUACUGAUGUAUAACAAUGUGACACUGCGACAAAAAAAAUUAUCGAAAAAAAUCAGUAUCGCAAUUGUUUCUAAGAUUCCCGAGAAAUACCAAUUUUUUUGAGACUUUUCACUCAAAAUUUAUAUGGUGAAAUUGCCCUCGAUAGAACAUUUCGCUCUUAGCACCAAAUGAAAGAAUGGACCCUUAGUUUUCAUUUGGUGGGUGAUUUCUUACUCUUCGUCUUCUUUACGGAUCGACGUUUGCAUUGGAACUGGGCCUGUCAACUUCGUGUUUUUGAGCACUUCCACAGUUAUUAAUUGAAGGGCAUUCUUUGCCUGCCGUUGCAUGAAUUUAUGCAUUGUGUGGCAAGUCAUUGAUACACAAUGCCCAGGGAAUCAAGACUGGAACGGGAAUCGAACCCGCCGUCUCCGGAUUGGCAAUCCAUAGCCUUAACCACUAGGCUAACUGGAGACCCCGGGUGGGUAAGUGACUUAGCGAUACUGAUUUUUUUCUAAUAAUAUUGAGUUAGCAGCCCAACAAAUGUUAAAUAUUGUACGUCACUCCAUUUGGCAUGCCAACAUAACUGAUACAAGUAAAGCUAUUUCAUUCUAUAAACAUUUUUUUAUGCGUAAUAAAACAAUAAGCAAAGGUUUAUUUCCAUGCUUUAAUCCGAAUCACUUGGAACAUUUUCUGAGAUCCAUUGGUUAACGCGCAUCUAUCAUUGUGCUAGGGGUGCCUGAUUUUGAAUUGUACCUCGCUAAAGUUUGAACUCCAAUCUGGAUAUCCCAAGGUAUAACAUAUCUGGCAAACAAAAUACGAUUGAUAAGACGGUUAGUUAGUAAAUGAAACAAGUUUAGCAAUUUAUUAAACCAAGUAGAAGUGUAUAGGACCCAUAUAACCGAAGCGACAAACUGUCGUGCUACGCUUAAUUGUCCUAUGUUAUAUAGGAUCCCCAAUAAACAUGGGACAGUUAUGCGUCGGGCGGCAGCAAAGGCGCAGGCAUGUUGAGAGUGACGGGUUCCAUUCUCGGUUGGUUGAGAAUUUUUUCGUAAUUGAAACAUUCUCAUCUUUCUUGGGCGUAGAUUAUUAUUAUCGUACCUGCCAUACGAUGCCUGGAUAGAAAAGGGUCAACUGCCAAAGAAGCAUUCAUUUGAUAAUUGUGGAAGUGCUCAUAGAACACUAAAGCAGAGAAACAGGCGAUGUCCCAGCUGGGACGUAACGUUCCCCAAAACAGAAUGGAAUACUUUGCCUAAAACGCAGCAUGUGUCCCAGUUGAAAUGUUAUACCAGACGUAGAUGGAAAUUAUGAGAAAAACAAAAAAAAAUGGACCAUUCAGGACUAACGCUUGUUCAAGCUCAUUAUGGCACAUGCAUGGCCAAAUUUCCCAUUUGUUUAUGUUCUAGGUACUAUGCUAGAAACAGAAGAACAAAAAUUUAAGUUUUUAUUUCAUUGAAAUGUGUCAACAUUAAUAGCUGUAGAAACGUUUACUUGUAAAGUUUUCAAAAAAUCAAUAAAAAUAAUUACCGUACGAAA